This is a messenger RNA of Tyto alba (common barn owl), 839 nucleotides long. It is a transcript of the gene CHTF8, whose product is annotated as chromosome transmission fidelity factor 8. Gene Ontology annotation, cellular component: Ctf18 RFC-like complex. Gene Ontology annotation, biological process: mitotic sister chromatid cohesion. The record is from RefSeq and is a predicted model, not a curated record. The transcript is spliced from 4 exons. NCBI's taxonomy places the organism in Eukaryota, Metazoa, Chordata, Aves, Strigiformes, Tytonidae. Bases 87 to 425 code for a protein of 112 amino acids.
CCACCACCACCCCCACCCCCCCACACCGGGGCCGCUGGAGGGCACCAGCGCCCCGCGGAACGCGGCCCCGGGGCGGGGCUCGGAGCAUGGUGCAGAUCAUCAUCUCCAGCGAGGACCCCGGCAGCCCGGAGCAGUGGGUGCUGGUGGAGCUGCAGGGCGAGGUGCAGCCCCGGCAGAGCGGGGGGCUGGCGGGCAGCCUCCUGGGAGACCUGCACUACACCCGCGAGGGAGUCCCCGUGCUCGUCGUGGGCCACCACAUCCUCUACGGGAAGGUGGUGCGGCUGGAGAAACCUUUCGCCGUGCUGGUGAAGCGGGGAGCCGGCGAGCCCCCCGCCCGCUACGCCGUCGCCGCCCUCAUCAAAACCAAGCUGCUCUUCAAAACCCGCCCCAAACCCAUCAUCACCAACGUGCCCAAGAAAGUGUGAGGGCGCGGGGAACAGCCUCUCCGCUCUGCGGCCGGGGGCUCGGGGGAAUGAUCCUGGGCAAGCCCAGCCUCAGCCCCGUCCUGCUCAGAGCGCUCCCCGGGGCCACCCCGAGGGGCUGGGUCCUGUGUCUGGGCACCCCGAGCCCUUCCCAGGUCACUGGAAUCAUUCGGGGGGGAACACAAUUUGAGAGCCGCUGAGCUCUGGGGCACAAACACGGUUGCCAGAUGGGUUGGGGGUGGGCAGGAACCUCCUCCCAGCCCAGUCAGGGCCGUCCUACCCUGUCCCCCCCCCACACAGCGCCUUAUCUCUGUGCAAGUCUUUAUUUUGACAAAUCCGUCGGGAUAUAAAAACCAGACUUUUCCAAAAUAUGAAAAAAAACCCCGCAGGUUAAAAAAUAAAUAGAUUUACAAACAA